Nicrophorus vespilloides is the source of this 835-nucleotide messenger RNA. Its product is annotated as pathogenesis-related protein 5-like. The coding region runs from base 18 to 734 and encodes 238 amino acids. Gene Ontology annotation, biological process: defense response. The transcript has 3 exons. Gene Ontology annotation, cellular component: extracellular region. NCBI's taxonomy places the organism in Eukaryota, Metazoa, Arthropoda, Insecta, Coleoptera, Silphidae. The record is from RefSeq and is a predicted model, not a curated record.
GAAAUAUCGAUGUAUAAAUGAAAAUGUUAUUAUUUACAACCACAGUUUUGCUCAUUGUGAACGUCGGAUGUAUAGACUUUCGGAUUAAAAAUAAUCUUCCAGAUACCAUCUGGGUGGGAAUUCUAGGUUAUGCUGGUCACCCACAUUUGACAAACGGUGGUUUCGAAUUGAAAUCAAACGAAGAGAGAAUACUGCAAUCGGAUGAAAAAUGGAGCGGGGAAUUCUGGGCUCGAACUGGAUGCAAUCCAAUAACCAAGAUUUGCAAAACAGGGCAUUGUGAUAAUAAAUUGGAGUGUCAAGGUAAUGAUGCUGUUGGACCCGCAACUUAUGCAAAGAUCCAUCUACGCGAAAACGAAGGAAAAGAUAAGUACAGCGUCUCCCUUAUAGAUGGAUUCAACGUGAUAACUAAAAUUGAACCUAUUGCAAGUAAAGGAAAUUGUCGAAGCACAGGUUGCAGUUUCGAUUUGAACAAGUAUUGCCCUUCUUCUUUGAGGCUAGAAGGAUCUGCCGGACAAACUGUCGGAUGUUACAGUUCUCGCUCCAAGUUGGAUAUUGACCAAUUCAUGUGUGAAGAACAAGAAAGACGUCCUCACACUUGCGACUCGGGCACCUGGAUUGCGAAUUCCGCGUCCUACUUUAAAUCGCAUUGCCCUAACGUCGUUAGCUAUAACUACGAUGAAAUCAACAACACCUUCACCUGUAUCGCUUCAGUUUACCAAAUUACCUUUGGAUAAUUGCUAAAUAUUAAUUAUAAUUUAAAAAAAAAACUAAUAUAGUACAUUCCUUGUUAAUAAAACGUCUAUUGAAACUACCAAAUCAGCACAAAUAAUGUUAA